AUGGUAUGCUCCACACGAUCCAUGACUCUGGAAACUUUUGCGGAAGAUAAAUCUGUUGGUGGAAAUAGCUCGAACUACGACUCACCAAACCUAAGACUAAGACGAAGACCCUCGUCAUCACAUCCUAAACCGACCGAUCAGAUAAUAGAUGAGGAUGAAGGCCUCUCUCUCAAGGUCGAUCAUUUUUUGUUAGAGCUCGGUCGCCGGCUAGAUUAUCUAGAAUCUUAUGGGAAUCUCAACCUAGAUUCUGGUAUAUCAAGAGCAUAUGCCACAUUACAGGCCGUCCGGGCCCGUUGCUCCCAUGUUUCUGGAGAAGUAAUUUGUGCCGGACGAAAGAGAGCGAAAAUAAUUGUGGAAACAAUAGAAUCAAGAUAUCAAAAUACACUAGCCGUCAAGGAGACCCUUCAUGAUAGAGUUCAUGACGGCAUUGGGUUCCUGGAAGUGAUUUUAUCUGAUUUUGAAAAAACAGCCCACAAAAUGAAAGAGCAAGGCUUUGCUAGCGCUGCAGGAACUUUGAUGGAUGGUGGUCGGAGAGUUGUAGACGAAGGUAUAGAACGGGCUAAGAAAGCUGCCGAGUCUGUUGAAAUUCAUGUCCAAGCAGCUAUCAUACGAGCGAAAGAGCACGGCCUCAUUCGCUAUGAAGAUUUACCAGUACCAUGGCGAGUGAAUCCGCAUAUCACCAAAGGCUAUCGAUUCACUGAAUCAAAGUUGGAGUGUCUACGCUCAAUGUUUGACAUAUCUAACGAAAGUGUUAAUAUUUGGUCUCACGCUAUUGGAUUAUUGAUCGUCCUCUCGAUUGCACUCUACUACUACCCUACUAGUGCCAACUUCUCGAUGAGCACUAAAACCGACAUCUUUAUCGCUGCAGCUUUCUUUUUCGCCGCCUGCAAGUGUCUAGUUUGUAGUACAUUAUGGCAUACUAUGAAUAGCGUGGCUGAUCAAAAUCUAAUGGAGCGAUUCGCAUGUGUUGAUUACACAGGUAUCUCUUUACUUAUUGCCGCCUCGAUCAUGACCACUGAGUAUACGGCUUUUUACUGUGAGCCUGUAAGUCAAUGGAUCUACUUGUCUUUAACUGCCCUCCUUGGAAUUGGUGGUGUCAUUCUACCCUGGCAUCCGACAUUCAAUCGGGCAGAGUUAGCGUGGGCUAGAGUGGCAUUUUAUAUGAGCCUAGGUGCAACUGGUCUUGCACCAGCUUGUCAAUUGCUACUCACUCGUGGAAGCGUCUGGGCUUGGGAAUUCUACGCUCCCAUUACCAAGAGUCUUUUGGUAUAUACAGUUGGAGCAUUUGUAUAUGCUAGCCAGAUUCCUGAGAAAUGGUACCCAGGCGCCUUUGACUAUGUUGGGGGAAGCCACAACCUCUGGCACUGUGCUGUAUUGAUCGGAAUUCUAUUUCACUACGUUGCAAUGCAGGAAUUUUUCUCUCGUGCCUUUGAGCAAGCAAGUAAUGGCUGUAGCGUCUCUUAA
This is a messenger RNA of Blumeria graminis f. sp. triticale, 1464 nucleotides long. NCBI's taxonomy places the organism in Eukaryota, Fungi, Ascomycota, Leotiomycetes, Helotiales, Erysiphaceae. The record is from the annotation of a GenBank genome assembly.